GACUCUCCCUUCAAACGGGAAACAAGAUGGCGGCUGCAGGUCCGAGUACUCGGGCCUCUUCCGCGGCGGCAGCGGCCGCUCUGAGUCGGCGGGGCCGGCGGGGCCGCUGUGACGACAUGGCGGCAGCUAAGACUGGGGCCCCAGGCCCGGCUUCUGGACCUUCGCUGUUGGUGUUGUCGCCGCCGUUGCUGCAGCCGCCGCGGCCGGAGGAAUCGGGCUGCGCCGGGUGCCUAGGGUCCCCGGGGGAAGCGGCGGCCCUGCCGUGCGGCGACCCGCUGUGCCCAGGCUGCUCCCAACGCGCCGCUGACGCGGCGGACCCGGGUUGCCCUCGCUGCCGCGCCCGCGGCCCAGGCUGGGCCCGCCGUCGGGCCCGCGACGACGGCCAGGCCGACGCAGAGGUGCUGGGCGAGCGCGCCCGCCGCAGCCAACCCGAGCGCUGCCGCCCGCGCCGGGACGGGGGCGCGGCUGCCGCGGGGCCCGGGCCAGACCAAGAGCCGCGUGCCGCGCCUGCGGAGCCAGACUUUAUAUUCAGAGCACCAAUCAAAUUAAGCAAGCCUGGGGAACUUCGUGAGGAAUAUGAAAGCUUGAGAAAGCUGAGAGAAGAAAAGUUACAAGAGGAAAAACCCUCUGAAGAUCAAAUCCACAAGCUGUUACCAGAGGAUACAGAAACAGGGAAAAGGAAAAUGGAUGAACAGAAAAAAAGAGAUGAACCAUUAGUACUGAAAACAAAUCUGGAACGUUGUCCUGCACGUCUCUCAGAUUCAGAGAAUGAAGAACCUUCUCAAGGCCAGAUGACACAGACACAUCGCUCAGCAUUUGUUUCCAAGAACAACUCCUACUCCUUAGCUUUCCUGGCAGGGAAGCUAAACUCCAAGGUGGAAAGGAGUCAGAGCUGUAGUGACACAGCCCAGGAAAGAGUUAAGAGCAGACUCAGAGCAGCUCCAGGCAACAAAGCCAAGGUCACAACUAUGACUCCAGCCUCCAACCCCAUCAUUGGUGUCCUCUUGUCAACUCAAAACAACCGCUGCCUCUCAGCCCCUGACUUAACCAUCGAAAAGCGUCUACCCUUCAGCUCCCUUUCAUCCUUGGCUUCCCUGCAUAAGCCAGAGCGUUCUAUCAGCCCUGAGAGCAAUGACAGCAUCUCCGAAGAACUAAACCAUUUCAAGCCCAUUGUCUGCUCACCAUGUACCCCUCCCAAAAGACUGCCUGAUGGCCGUGUGCUAAGUCCCCUCAUCAUCAAAUCAACUCCACGCAACCUAAACAGAAGCCUGCAGAAGCAGACUUCUUAUGAAGCCAGUCCACGGAUCCUCAAAAAGUGGGAACAGAUCUUUCAGGAGCGACAGAUCAAAAAGACCCUGUCAAAAGCCACUCUUACCUCUCUGGCUCCUGAAAUGGGGGAAGACUUACUAGGCUCUGAAGGUAUCCAUUCUAGCAAGGAGAAGCCACUUGUGGCUGUAAAUACAAGAUUGUCCAGUGGGCAGGUCCUCUCUGAAUAUACUGGACCCAUAUCUGCCGAUCUUGAUUAUUUCCCCUCUGUUAGCCAAACAAAAGCAGAACAUGACAGUGAUAAUAAAAGUAACACUGAGAUCCCACUGGAAACCUGCUGUUCCUCAGAACUCAAAGUGGGAGGCAGUGGGACUUCUUUGGAGAGGGAGCAGUUUGAGGGCUCAGGGUCAACUCCAGAUGCCAAGUUAGAUAAAACCUGCAUAAGCAGAGCCAUGAAAAUCACCACAGUUAAUUCAGUGCUACCCCAAAACAGUGUUUUGGGUGGAGUCCUCAAAACAAAGAAACAAUUGAAGACAUUAAAUCAUUUUGAUCUGACUAAUGGUGUUCUAGUCGAGAGCCUAAGUGAAGAGCCACUUCCUCCUUUGCGUCGAGGCCGGAAAAGACACUGCAAGACCAAGCACUUGGAACAAAAUGGCUCCCUUAAAAAACUGCGACAAACCAGUGGUGAGGUGGGUCUGGCCCCAGCAGACCCAGUCCUGCGAGAGAUGGAGCAGAAACUUCAGCAAGAGGAAGAGGACCGACAGUUGGCUCUGCAGUUGCAGCGCAUGUUUGACAACGAGAGGCGGACUGUGAGCCGGCGAAAAGGAAGUGUGGAUCAGUAUCUCCUGCGGUCCAGCAACAUGGCCGGGGCCAAGUAGCACCUAAUGAACAGUGUUACCUAGUUUUAAAAGGUCUUCGGCCUUGAUCAUUUAUCCUGAAGAGCUGAGUGUUCUCACUUUGGUUUUAUUUUAAUGGCAAAACACUGUCUAAUAUGGUUCUGAGAGGUUCCAGGGACUUUGUAGUCAAUAUCCAAGGGAGCAGCAUUUCCGUUUCUCUGUGACCCAGGCCAGAAGCCUAAGUAACCCAUCCCUGAGGGCUUCUGGGCCAAACCGGGCAGCACCCACUGGGAAUGAGAUUUGGAACAGCCUCAUUCAGGAACAUAAUGGCCACAGUUAGUAAUGGUAAAGAGGGGAUACCUGCUUAAACUGAUAGACUUCCUGACUUCUUUCAGCAGGGUAUUGUUUUAAAUCAGCCUUGCAGACAAAAAUUAAUUACAUCUUUUUCAAAGAAGUGAACAGUUCCUCGGCAGAUCCAAAAUGAUAAUGGUUAUGUUCCUCUCUGCCGUCCCUUGCCAAAAAAUAAAUACCUAUCUAUAUCAGUUAAGCUUAUGCCUUUACAAAAGUUAAUUUACGUUCUCUGUUUAAAAAAAUAACAUUUGGUGAAUGCUAUAUAGUUGACAGAACACAUUUACAGACAUUAUUUAAUUUAGUGUUUCCAAGAGACCUCUCAUGUAACUGGCAUUAGCCCCAUUUUUAGAUGAUGAAACUGCAGCACAGAUGUUCCAGUUCUCUCAACUACUAAGAGGCAUAACCCAUGGGUUUUCUAAAGGUUUCCCAAAUAGAUUACGACCUAAGGGUGUGCCAGGGGAGCCUAGGGGAAGCUAGACUGGGCAUUGAACGCAGAUAGUGCAAAAUCCACAUGCAAACAAGAUCGACAGGGUAGAUAAACAUAUACUAUGUAUUAUCCCCAUCCCCCACAGUUUACAGCCUUCUGCUUUUCUGGGGGUUUCAGCCUAUGAGACAAACUAUAAUCAGGCUUAAUUAUUACUUUUCACAUGGCCAAGGGUUAUCUGCAAUGUUGAUCUAAAAUCCGAAAAAUUUGCCCUGAAGUCAGGCAAAGAACAAUACUGAAACUCCAUACUAUGGAAACAAGGUAUCUAGCUGGAUGCAGCUGGUAAAUUCAGUCCCAUGGACCUUUGGGGGUUUAUUUUCCUUAGCAGCUGACACCAUGUGUCUUUUGCAUCCCUGGUGGUGCUUGGUGCUUCUGCCCAUCUGGGCUCAUUGAGAAUAGGGAUCAAGAUAUGAUUUUAGGGAAUUUCUGAUGGGCUGGCAUUCCCCAUGUAUGUAUAAGUUGUUACUAUAAAGUCAUGUGACUGGCAUUUUAACAGACCUUCCAGAGCUUAUAUAUCCCAAUAUAUGUUGUCUGCUUUGAGUAGCCCCAGCAGGAUACUGCUUAGUUUUUCCAAUGCCAUUGGUGAAAGCAUUUCUGGAACAGUCUUCAAAGACUAGAAACACUGACUCCCAAAAUGCUAGAACUGGAGGGGACCUUAAUGGUUAUCUAUUCCAGCCUACUCCUAAGGUCCUCCUCAGCUUCUAGACCUAGAAGCCAAAGCCCAGAACAGUGACCCAUUGAUUAAGGCAGAUAGUAUAACUCCUUUUAAUUGUUCUCAGAUUUGCCUCCUUUUUCUUAGGGCAAAUCUUCAGUGUUUUGUGGUGGUUUGUGAUUAGGAGAGAGAGUUUAAAGUCAGACUAGCCAGCAGCUAUUUGAAGCCUCUGGGAAAGAAGGUGGCUUAUCAAGUGGGUUUGCAGUAAUAAAUGGAGUGCUGCUGUAAAGCAGUCAGAGCCAUUUUCUUGUGUAGCUCAUAGUUCCCAAACAGUUCCCAAAGAGAAGUUCCAGAGAUGUCUUAAACAUUGUGGUCAUCAUUGAGAUAGGUAGAAUCUCUUUGAUGACUACUUUGGUGGGGAACAUCACUCACCUGAAUGUAUGUAUUCUGUGUUCUGUGUGUGUGUGCACAUGCGCAGAUGUAUGUUUUAAAAACAUAUGUCAAUCUCAUGAUUUUAUAGUCACACCACUUCAGUUUUAGGCCCUACCAACAACUUAUGUUCUCCAAGGGCUGCUGGAGGGCGUGUUUGUGCCCAAAACAGAAGAGCUGGCUGUGGUUUACAGAAGACAGGGAGGGUGACCUUACUAUAAACGCCCUUAGAGGAAACUUAUCAGUUACUGCCAUUUCACGCAUUUCCUUUUUGAUCUUAGUAAAUAUUAUUGGAAGGCAAGUCUUAUUGGUAGGAGCAAAAACACUUAUUUUUCCACUUGCCAUCUUUUUCUAUAUCUCCAGUAAUUCGAAAAACACUUUUCAGUUGGAACUGAUUUUUGUCUUUGGUAAAAAGAAAUAUUUUUAAUAGAUAAAAGAUAUAUAUUUUAAAUAUUUCCCCAAAUUAAUACUUUCAUUUUAAGAAUUGCAUAGCAGUCGCAACAAGUGCAGAGUGAAGAACAAAUUCUUGUUAAGCAAAUAUUCAAAACACUAGGUCCAGCUUACUGCCCUCCCUGCUCGUACCUACAGCGAUGCCUAGGAUGGUAUUGGCAGUUGUUUUCUGAACUUCCUGCUGAGCAACAGUCCUUCAAUAUAGGUAGAGUGGUCUAGGUUAAGGAGGGCAGAGGCUUGAUCUUUAAUCAGGUUGGCUUUGGAGAAAGGAAAAACCACUAAGAUAAUCUAUCCGUAUUUUAAGAUGUUUCCCAUUCUUAGUAACUAAAACCUGAAUGCUUUUUCUUUCUGAAAAGUCUCCCUCUCUCCUUUCAUGAUUGUGAAGUUGGUUACAAGUUGAUAUGUUAAUAUGGAUUAUUGGGGAAAAGAAAAGGACAAGGAAGGAAACAGAAUGAUGGGGAGGGUUUGUGAGCUAGAAGAAGAGGUGCAGGAUUUCACAAAUUCCUCACAAAUCAUUGAAGUCCAGUUCACCACACAAAUUACCCAUGUCUUACUCUGUUCCUUGUACAUAUGCAGUCUGUGGGUAUUUUUCUUAUUAAAGGGGAAGGUAUGAGAGGUGGGAUGGUGAAGGUCAGUCUGAGGGGAAAUCCAAGAAAUGUGGUGCCCUCAGAAGGGGGCUGUCAGCUCCUUUCCAUAGAGAGGGAAACAUACUUUGAGAAAAUGUUCUUGACCCGUUGAUUGUAUCUGCUGGAAGAAGUCAUCUGGGCCUGUUGGGUUGGUAGCAAAUCAGGGGACUAUGUAUCCAGCUCCUGGCCCCUUUCAUAUAAUUGCCUCUGUUUUUAAAAAGGUUAAGUCUUGUUGGGUGAGGCUUGCCGGGAAAACUCCUAAGUGGCUUCACUUAUUUUUUUAAAUUUUAAUUUAAUUUUUAAAUUUUUGCCUGAAAGAAGCACUGGUGAUAAGUGUUUUAUUUUUUGUUCAUUUUCCCUAAAGGAAAAAUGUCCUUAAGAGAUUAAAGUUCUUAAUUGAUUACUGUCUGGUUACAAACUGGCAAACUGACUAAAAUGGGAAGCUGCCACCAUGCCUGACUCAUGAAGCUGAUGACUGAAGGCUAUUCAUCCUUUCUUUUCUAUUUGACAAACAUUUACUGAGCUUCAAACUUGUGCCAGCCCUGAGCUGGACUGUGGAGGUAAAGCAGUUCCUGCUCUUGAGGAGCUCCAUGUCUAAUGGAAUGCAUUUGAAUGUAUGUGUGGCUGGGGAGUUUAUUUAUGGUCUUAGGAAAGCCAUUUCUGGUCCCAUUUAGGAUACUGCCCAGCACCCGGCAGGCUGCAUUCUACAUUUUAGAGACCCCAUCGGUAUUUGUGAAUUUGCACCAUUGCUUUUCUUUUACUAAGUCAUGUUAUGGAAGGAGAAUGAAUUUUCUCGUCUAGUAAUUACAGGACAUUAACAUCUCUUCAGAUGCUGCUUUUAGCUUAAGCUCCAAGAAAUGAGGUGGGUUGUGGAUCACUGACAUGGUCAGGGGAGGCCCACACCUCAAUUUAGUAACCUCCUAAUCUCUCCCCCAACCUGAUCUCUCAUCAGAGCUGGCAGCAACUUGGGAUUCCUUUCCUUUUUCCUGCCUAACUUUUCAUUGAAAUGCCUAGUAGGAGAAUGGGAAAAGAGAAGAAUCAAAAGCUGGGUCACAGCCAUAGAAUGUUAUAGCUGGAAUGGGCAUGGAAAUCAUCCAGGUUAAACUUCUUCUCUGCCCCCCACCCCCACCCCCCCUUUUUUCUUUUUAACCAAACAAGGAACUUGCGAUCCAGUGCCCUAUUUUAUAGUGUAGUUUUCCAGGGUCUGAAUAAAUAAUCGUUAAAGUUUGACACAUGCAGACACACACACCAAUGAUGGGGAUACCCCCAAAUGAUUUAGGAGGCUAUUUUACUAGCUUUUUCUUCCUGAUUUUUUCAGUUAAAUGUACCUAUAGACCCUGAAUACAUGCUCAGGUAGAGAAAGUCUCCAUAGUAUAAGUAAUAUGAAUGUGGAAUCUUGGAGAGUGAUGUAUUUUGAUUGGAAUAAUCUUAAUUAAAUUUAAUGAUUUUAAAAUUAAAAGCCAGCUAGCCAAAUUUUCUUUAAAAACUGGAAACUCACUCUGGUCUUAAAUUGUUCUCAGCCAGCCUUUUCCUCAUCAACCCAUAGAGUGGUCUUUUGAACUGGUAUCUAAACAUAGCUGGUUAUGAAUUCUCAAAGAGAAAGCAGGUCUGGGGCAGGGUGGUCAUGGGGCAGAUUCUAGGGAAAGUGUUGAAGAGAUUUUCUUCUGAAGAUGAUCUAGGAAAUGCAUCUUUAUACAUGACUGUUAUCCGCUGUAGCUUUCGGAAGAUCAUAGAAAAGAGACUAAGAUAUAUGCAAGGGUCACCAGUUUAGAGAUUAGUCAAAUUGGAUGAAGGAAAAAGUGCCAAGACUGGAUGUGCAGAUUAUUCUCCGUAUUAUCAGUAUUUUUUUUCCUCCUAAGAAAAAAAUUUACUCUCUCUCCUUUGUGAGUAAAUCCCUCCGUAAUGCCUUUUGAGUAAGGUGGCAACUUGUAGCCAUCAUCUUGUGAGAGGCAACCUCAAACUCUGAGCAGACUCCCUCUCUCCCUUUCUGGUGUCUUAAAUCAAGAACUAGUUUGAAGCCAAGGCAAAGCAAGGUUUUUUAUCUUCCUUUCCUGUCAUUUAAUAUAAGGUAAAACAGAAAAUGAACUCACUCUUCAAAUACCAUAGUUCAAGAGUAGCUGUUGGCCCUGGUUCCAGAUUAAUAUAGCAGCAGGCAGACUGCCCCUUGUUGGGGCCACCACCCUCCAAAGCUGUGCCACCAAUGAGAGCAGGGGUUCUUCCUCAUUGGGUUCAAGUUUGCAUCAAACAUGGUAUUACCAAUGCUGAGCCUCCAGCAGAGCACUUAAAAGUCCUAGUGAGAGAAUAGAUACUAUGCAAGGGAAAAAAAUUUAAAUGCCAACAAAUAAGUUUUUUUUUUUUUUUGAGCCUGAUAUACUGUUUACUCUCAACUCUUUUUGUACAAAUAUUGUUGUCCUAAGGGCCUUUUCCCCUCCUGCCUAGAAAAUAGGUUGUGUGUUGGUUUUAUUCAACCUGCUGUCUGCUUUAGGAUUGGAGAAGGUACCUGGAUCCUUGUGGACUGCCACUGCUGGCUGCCUCCUCUCCAACUCAUCAGAAGAACAUUUUGACAAAGACAGAGGACUUGGACCAGGGCAUGCCCUGUUGGGGAUGCUUCUGUCAGCAAGGACAUGGCAUGGAAUCAAGUGGGCUGAUGUGUUGUUAUUUAAACAGUACCAAAGCGCAUUCUUCAAUGUAUGUUUGCCUGCUUGAGGUUAGGCCCAAGUUGAGAAUACAGUAAAGUCAUCAAAGUGGA
Molecule: messenger RNA, 7843 nt
Organism: Piliocolobus tephrosceles (Ugandan red Colobus)
Lineage: Eukaryota; Metazoa; Chordata; Mammalia; Primates; Cercopithecidae
Gene: RNF169
Product: ring finger protein 169
Exons: 6
Coding region: 27-2144 (705 amino acids)
Biological process (GO): double-strand break repair
Cellular component (GO): site of double-strand break; nucleus
Molecular function (GO): nucleosome binding; ubiquitin-protein transferase activity
Source: RefSeq, a predicted model, not a curated record